UGUCUCGCAGAGCCCAUAUUGGACAUCUCUAAGCAGCUGCUUCCAUUUUCCAGUCGCCCAACCCACAACACAGCUGGCUUUGUAGCGUUUGGUGACUCUUACAGUGCGGGAAUCGGAACCGGUGUUGACGGCGUGGAAGAGCAGUGUAGACUCGGAGACCACGCGCAUCCAGUGUUGAUCUAUAGUGACCUGGCGAAGAGCCAGGGUCCUAACACAACCACGUUCCAGUUUCUGUCCUGUACUGGCUCCACGACUGGCAACAUUUUGUCUGGGGGCGAGCGCAGCCAGGUUGACAGCUUUAACAACUCCAUCAAUGCUGACCUGGCUUUGCUUUCUAUUGGGGGGAACGACCUCGGUUUCUUUCGUGUCAUGAACGCUUGCAUCUUCCGCUUCUACAGCUUCUAUUCAGGCACCUGCGAAUCAGCUCUUAAAGAUGCAACCGAACAGAUCGAGAGCAAUGAAUUCGAGAGGCGGUUGAAGAUGGUGAUUUUGCAAAUUCUGGACAAGGCUCGGUGGGAGAAGCGGCCUUGGUUUACCAUUACCGUUACCGGGUAUGCACGAUUUUUCAACGCCGACACAGAGGAAUGCGACAAUUGCACGCUGGGUGUCUGGUGGAAAGGCCCAAAACUUGAGCGAAGAGUUCGGCUAAGGAUGAACGACAUGGUGCUGGCCGUGAACAAGAAGUUGAGAGCUUCUGUUGAAGCUGUCAACUCCGAAUUUACGACCCCUAAAGUGAUCUUUGUCGACUAUGACGCCAAGUUUGAAGGCCAUCGCUUCUGUGAACCUAACGUAACGGAACCUGCAUACAGCCGGGCGGAGACAUGGUUUUUCUUGGUCGGGGGGAAGGACAACAACCCGAACAGAGAGGAUCCUACGCCGGUUCCCAACAUCACCAAGGCUGAUGCCAACUAUGCACGUGGUCAGGUGUUACCGCCCCUGUCGCCGCUCGUGGAUCCAGAGACAUGCCUGGGCCCGGCUGAAAGCCUGGGUGAUUGGGGUUCGCUAGCAUUGUGCUAUAUGGCGCGGGCGAAACGGGACGAUCCUACGCUUCGAUUUGCGCGUGAAGAUAUCAUGUUGCAGAAUUCAAUGUGGUACGUUCCGACGUACUACGGUAAAACGUUCCAUCCGAGGAGUCUCGGCCACGAGGUAAUUAGAGACGAGAUUUACAGUGCAUGGUCCCAGCUAAGGAUGGCGCCAUACACGUAG
Colletotrichum truncatum is the source of this 1206-nucleotide messenger RNA. RefSeq names its product Lipase 1-like protein 3. The record is from RefSeq and is a predicted model, not a curated record. NCBI's taxonomy places the organism in Eukaryota, Fungi, Ascomycota, Sordariomycetes, Glomerellales, Glomerellaceae. Gene Ontology annotation, biological process: lipid metabolic process. Gene Ontology annotation, molecular function: hydrolase activity, acting on ester bonds.